Onychostoma macrolepis is the source of this 3456-nucleotide messenger RNA. It is a transcript of the gene mpped1, whose product is annotated as metallophosphoesterase domain containing 1. Gene Ontology annotation, molecular function: hydrolase activity. The transcript has 8 exons. Bases 643 to 1566 code for a protein of 307 amino acids. The record is from RefSeq and is a predicted model, not a curated record. NCBI's taxonomy places the organism in Eukaryota, Metazoa, Chordata, Actinopteri, Cypriniformes, Cyprinidae.
AUUCCGCUGAGGAAAGAUUUCUGUUUGAGCGCGCUUUAGCGUUUAAGGUGUAUAUAACGAUAAAAAAAACGUCCAAAAGUACAAUUAAUUGUGUACAGAACUAUCAAAUAACAUAAUAACAUGGAAUUUGUGAAAUUAAUAUCGAAUAUAAUAUCAUAAUGCGUCGCGAAUGGCGCAAAUGAUUUCUUUCUCUACGAAUACACUCUUGGCCAUAGUAGGAUUCGCAGGAGGAGGAGAGAAAGAUCCAGAGCAGCGGAGGGGGAGUGUCUCCGACCGCGAGAAACACACACACAUACCGGGGCACCACGCGACUUCAGUUCAAACAAACCAGCGCGGUCCUCUGCAAACAGAGGAGCUCUUCCCGGUUAGACGUCUUUACCUGCAAGUCUCCGAAAACGUAUCGCCGUCAGACAAUUGAGUUUGAAUAGGUGUAUUGUGGCCGCUGGUGUAUUGUGAUUGAGGGGAAGCAUGCAGGCUCACAGUCCCAGCAGCGGAGCUGUACGGUGGGCCAACCACUGAAUACGGUCCUGGACCGUCCCAAAGACUUGCACCAUCUCACCCCAGUGGAGGCCCUUUAAACAAGCACCGCCGGACAAGUGUGCGUGUGUGUGAGAGAGAAAGCGAUAGUGUGUGUGUGUUGCCAUGGCUUUCACACUUUCCGAAAUCAUGGCAGCCCGACGACAGCAGCAACAGUCUCAGAGAAGCGGAAGAGGAGUGGUAGAGGUGGACGAAUACAGCGCCAACCCGACUCAAGCCUUUACCUUCUACAACAUCAACCAGGGUCGCUUCCAGCCGCCCCACGUCCAUAUGGUAGAUCCGUUACCCCACGACACCCCCAAGCCCCCGGGCUACACGCGGUUUGUCUGUAUCUCUGACACGCACUCACGCACUGACACUAUUCAGAUGCCGUACGGUGACGUCUUACUGCACGCUGGAGACUUCACAGAGCUCGGCCUGCCCAGCGAAGUCAAGAAGUUUAACGACUGGCUUGGCACUCUGCCUUACGAGAUAAAAAUCGUUAUAGCCGGGAACCACGAGCUGACGUUCGAUCAGGAGUUUAUGGCGGACCUGAUUAAGCAGGAUUUCUACUACUUUCCUUCGGCCUCCAAACUCAAGCCAGAGAACUACGAGAAUGUUCAGUCCCUGCUCACCAACUGCAUCUACCUGCAGGACUCUGAUGUUACCGUCAGGGGCUUCCGCAUCUACGGCUCACCGUGGCAGCCAUGGUACUACGGCUGGGGUUUUAAUCUACCACGAGGACAAGCACUGCUGGACAAGUGGAAUCAGAUCCCAGAUUCCACGGAUAUUCUUCUCACACACUGCCCUCCUCUGGGUUUUUUGGACUGGGUGCCCAGGAAGAUGCAGCGUGUUGGCUGUAUGGAGCUAUUGAACACUGUCCAGAGGAGAGUUCAGCCCAAACUACAUGUAUUUGGACACAUUCAUGAAGGUUACGGUAUGAUGAACGAUGGAACCACCACGUUCGUUAAUGCCUCAGCGUGCACGGUGAACUUCCAGCCUAUGAACCCGCCCAUCGUUUUCGACUUGCCCAAUCCCAGGAGCUCAUGAUUGAACUGGGAUCCGCCCACUGCCCCCUUCUUUCAAUCAGGGUCCCUUUUUGAGCAUGUACGGAUGCUGCGUAGUGUAUAUAGAGCGGACGAGAGAUGUUAAUUUGGAUACUCCCAAGGAUAUUUCCAUCCAUUUUUGUGACGUGUGACACUCUCAGACACAAAACAGUGGCGUUCUGCCUCACUGACACGGAAGUUUGAACUGCUUUCUGAAUUUGACUCUUGCGUUGCACUUGAAUCAGCGUGACAAUCGCGUGUACUUAAAGUCAUGGAAGCCAAUCAGUGCUCGAGAUGAAGGAAAGCCAAGCUUUCUUCUCAUUGGCUGGCACUUAUUUAAGGAACUUUGUAACCUUGUAGCCUCAAUGGACAUCUGACUUGGAAAAAACUUUUUUCUUUUGCUCUGGAUCCACUCUUGAAAGUUACAGGAUGUGCCCAGAGGAAACACUGCGCUAUGGUGCAAACAAGUUUGUUCAGGGUCUUUACCAUUUCUAUCUUUCUCGCUCUCUCUUUCUCUGGGUCUCAGUUUCUCAUCCUACUUUUUCCUAUCUGCUCUGUUGUUAUAUGUUGCUCUUUUGAACUUGGGGCCAUGUUGGGUUUCACUGGGAGAUGAAAUGGGCCCUAAACAGGAAUGUAACAUUUAAAAAAUAUUGAUGGUGAAAAAGAAAUGUUCUCCACAUUUUCAUGCCUCCUUUAUUGUUCGAUUUACUGUAAACGUGUAAAAUUGUGAGUGUGUUUUCAAGCAAACGGUCCUUUACUAAAGCAGUGCGGACUUUUACAGUAGUUUGAAGUGUUUGUUUAAGGUCAAAUAUUUAAAAGUUCUUCUAAAGCGCCGCUGUUAACGUCCCUCCUCCGAAUAUCAAACACUCGCCAUGCACGCCAAAUGCGCUUUUGCAUAACAAGAAUAUGUUGCACUUUGAUCCACAUGCUCCCCACUAUAAUUUAUUAACAUUCCUCCUGGCGAUAAUUUAUUCCCAUGUGUUUUACAGCUCUUCAGCAUUAACUGUGUGUGGCAUUAGGCCUAAUAUGACGGUUUUGUUAGAUGUGCAGAGGGUUUUCAUCUCCUCCAUAUAAAUGGAUGAAUAAAAAUGAACAAAUCGAACGAAUUAUCGCUCUGCGUGUGUGUGUGUGUGUGUGUGUGUGUGCGUCUGUGGGCUCCUGUGUGUACGAACGCGAUCAAUUGCUCCUCUUUUAUAGCCCGAGGAAAAGAACGAAUCAGAGCACUGAGAGAUCGAAGAGAUAAAAAGAAAAAUAUUGGAAACGCCAACUAGGAAGGAUGAGCUGAUGUCUGAGAGGUGGAUUUCUGUCUCAUCUUUCUUUCUUUAUUUUUUAAGGGUUUUUCUUGCUGUUUGUACACUUGUUUGCAUUCGGUCAGAGGUGCUUCGCACUCUCUUGUGGCUUUCCUCUUUUUUUCUUUCUUCAUUCAUUCAUGCCCGUAUGAGGCCUUUUCUUCGAAGACGUUGUCGUCAGGUUUACUGCUGUGUUCCAGUUAUUUUUUCCCCAGCAUGCUGUUCUGAAUUUCCAAACAGAUUCUGUGCGUUGUUAAUUCAGUGUGUUGUGAAAUUUCAAUGAUAAAGAUACAAUUUGGGUGAUUCUUUUGUUUUUUGUCACUUAAUUUCGCCAUCUAAAGAGUUAUGGUGUUGAAUAAAUUCUAGCAGAGAUUAAUUCUCUGUCAAAACUGCUUCUUUUUUUGUUCUGGAAGAGAUCAUUUACAGGAGAAAAAAGAGUAAAUGUCUACACACUAAUAUCAAUGCUUCAAUUAUCGAUAAUUAUGUUCUUGUCAUGGCCAAUGCCUUAUAAAUGGCUAAUAUUGAAAUUAUGGACUAGUUUGUAUAUAUAAAUUAAAACACUUACAGAAAAAUAAAUCAUUUUAAAAGACACAAGCGAAUUUAUC